GUCGCGGAUGUGCGUGUAUGUUGCAAUAGAAGAGGGGGUGCGUUUUCACUCGUGUCGAUCGUCGUUUUUAUUUCCACCACCGUGGAUUUUGUUUGUUGACAGUUUGGCGUGUGUGACCUUUCUAUGCCGGUGUUUUCGGUAGUGGUUCAGAAGAAACAAUAAUAUCAUUGUGGAAUUUGCGGAAUUUCUCAAGUAGUGAUGUUUAGUAAAGGUGCUCGACAUUGAUUCGUGAUCGAGAACGGUGUAAACAAAAGAUCGAGUGAGUAGUGAAGAAGAAGGUAGGCAAAAAACCCAGCGUUGGAGUAGUGAAACAAAACCAUCUUCUGAUCGACAAAGAUCGGUGAUCACCUGUGUGAGUGGGAAAAAGACGGUUGAUAAGUUGAUAGAAAAAAAAAAAACAAGAUCAAAAGCGAGAAUUAAAGACUGAACUAUUCAAACAAAUCUAACGGAGACUCACCGCGUCGCAUCGACUGGAAUGCAAUCCACGCCUGCAUGGCAUGUCUAUAGGCAGCUGAUUUAUUGUGUUUAAUUAUCGCUGGACCUGGUGGAACGUGACGGCUCUCGUCGGGAGCUGUGACUAAGAAUCACGAUGCACGAUUUCUGCUUGGGUCGAGACAGGGAAGAAAACAAGUGAAGAAACCGGCAAAAUAUUUGCGGCAAGUGCUUGUUUCCGUUUGAGGUGUUGUUUGGAGAGAGAGAGAGAAAAAAGAGCAAUAGGCGUGCAAUAGAAAGUAGAAAAUGAUCAACAAGUGCAUUAUAGUGAAGGGUAUUCUGAAGCAGGUUGAAAUCGCGCGGUAAAGAGACCGAAUCAGGUGCGCGGAAUAAAGCGGAAAGAAAAGAAAAAAAGUGCGUAAAGUGAAUUAAUGCAGUUAAUGAGUGAGUGAAGAAAAGGUUGAAAAAAAAUAAAAUUGAGUGAAAACCACAAGCAAUAGCAAGACCUUCGCAGGUUUAAGUUCGAGAAAGUCUCAGACACGGUAGCACAAGCAAAGAGAAAAAAAAGAAGCAAGAUGAAAGAGAAAAGAUUGCACUUGUUGGUGUCGACAAUCGUUGCAUCGCCAAAAAUGCAUGCCCUACUUUCGUUACUGGCAGUUCUGUUCGUUUUCACCGAAGCCGCUCAACGGCAACCGGUCUAUAUCAACAAGUGCUGUAGGGUCGGCGACUAUUACGACGAUGCACAGCAGCUGUGCGUGGCCGGUGGCAUUCAAAAGUGGGUUCCAAAGAUAUUCCUCCCAGCAAAGAAUCAAAUCUACACCGAUGUUGGCAAAGCUCCCGUUCACAUGAUAUUCGUGGAGGACAAAAGGCCCGAGGGCUGUAAGGUUACUGCUUACACGACCGAUCAGAUCCUGCUCAUGGGUAACGGGUCACUAUUUUUGAGUCAAAAACACACGCUUAUAUCUUCGCCGGAGUACUGCGUGGAUGAGAAAGUUGCUCUGGUGUGCGCUCGGGAUAAUGGAAUGGAUUCGCUACAGGCUCCCGAGAAAACAAGCACCGUAUGGCGCUGCUGUGGGCCAAACUUUGCCUACGACCGGGCGAAUCAGACAUGUGUUAAAUUGGACCAGUCACACGUCAGUUUCGGUGCCAAAAUCGUGUCCUCUCCGCACGUGGAUGUGAGCUUCCAGUUUCCCGACUGCAAGGAGCACGUGAUUGCGGGAUUUUUCAAACCGGAUAAUCUCCACGAGGACACCGGAUCGGUGACGAUUGAUUCCGGGAAGAUUUUCUCCUCGCAUGAGUACUGCUUGGAGCAAGCGCUCGACGGCAAGACGGUGUAUGUGUUUUCAUGCUCGGAACACCUGCAGCCGGACUCGGUGCCGAUUAAAAAUCAGGACAUCCGAUUUGCGCUGUACGCCGCAGGGCUGCUGGUUUCGGUGAUAUUCCUUGGAGCGACCCUUGCCACCGGGUACCUGGUAACUUCGCAGCAUCACGUCCUCCAUUGGCGCUGUCAGACGCACUACGUUGGGUGUCUGCUGAUUGGGGACCUCUUCUUGGCCAUCGUCCAGCUGUCCGGAAACACGAUAACCGGUCCGGCGUGCACAAUGAUAGCUAUCAUCGUGCAUUUCUUUUUCCUGGCUGCCUUCUUCUGGCUGAAUACAAUGUGUUUCAAUAUUUGGUGGACUUUCCGUGAUUUACGCCCGACGUCGCUGGAGAAGAGCCAGGAAAUUUGCCGUCUGCGGAUCUACGAGGUGUACGCCUGGGGCGUGCCGCUAGUCAUUGCUGGCGUGGCGGCGAUUUUGGACAACCUGCCGGACACCGUCUAUCUGCGGCCACGAUUCGGCGAACGGACUUGCUGGUUCUAUGGUGAUUUGGAGAUACUGACCUACUUCUUCGGACCGGUGGGCAUUCUGCUGUGCAUCAAUCUUCUGCUAUUUGCAUCCACCGCUCGGCAGUUGACCUGUGGUCUCUGGAAGCGAGACGAUGUCAAAUCGACCACGGAACGCCGCGGUCUGGUUUCUUCUCCCUCUUACAGUGCUGCCCUGGGUCGUGUCUGCAUGAAGCUGGUGGUCGUCAUGGGUGUCACCUGGGUCGCCGACGUGGCUUCCUGGGUUUUCGGUGGACCGGACUACAUCUGGAUGGUGACGGAUCUGAUCAACGCACUGCAGGGGGUGUUCAUCUUCAUCGUAGUCGGCUGUCAACCGCAGGUCUGGUCCGCGAUAAAACGCCUGUGGAACUCGAAAACAGGCCGCUCGUUCACCAACACCACCCACGGCCCGCAGCACUCGAGUUCGUCCCACGGGCUGCCCUCGAUGGGAGAGUCCAUUACGAAUAACACCUGCACCAACAAUACGACGACCACGACCAACUCCCAGAACCGAGUACCCAUGGAAACGGUCUGCUAGGACGGCAUCACAGCAAGCGUGGUGAAUAUGAUUUAACGACACUAACAUCAACAACAACCGUUGAUCUAAGGAUACCUAAGAUACUUUUUUUCCUUCGUUGUCUUUCUCUUGGAAAGAAUUUUUUUUUUACACCAACAAACUUUUACUGUAGGCUUUCAAUAUUAUUUUUUCGUCAGGUUGGAGAAGAUUUGAACGCAUUUACAGCCUUACUGCCAAUAUGAGUUUAGUAGUUUGUAAGCGAAAAAGCUAGUUGGAUUAAAGGAUUACAGGAUUUUCAAUCCCGUGGAGAAAAAAAAAAUCGAAUUGGAAGCAGAAGUUUAUCCAAACAUGUGAAAAUUGAUAGUCUUUGAAGUUUUUAUGUAAAUAUUUGUUUUCAAUGUACAUUUUUCUUUCUUUAGCGCUUGUCUGUAUAUUUCUGAAAUGUGAUUCAGUGCGUUAAUUCAUUUUAUUCGUUUUCUAUCAUCAAAAUUUGAAGCUUUAAUUAGUGGGAUAAACUCAUUUUUAGUAGAACCCAGCAAAACAUGGUUGGUUGAAAAUUUAGCUAAUUUUGUAGAUUUUUCCAGUAACAUUAUCAAACCUCAACUGAUUUUUUUCUGUUGGGUACGAACUCGCCAACUAACACUAACAUUAUAAAUCAGCCUUCUUCCGUUACUUACAUCCCUUUUGUUGUUUAUGUUCAACAUUCUUUUGUGUAAAUAUUGUACUAUUUAUUCAAUGUACUCUACCUAGGUUAAGAAUGACCCAACAAAAUGCGCAGCCGAAAAGCUAGGAUAAUUGACUGAAAAUUUAGCAUAUAUGCGAAACUAGGACAAGUCGAAACAGUUGUUUACAAUUUUGUAUGCGUAACUUUUUGAGGCGUAGCUGUUGUAGAACAAAAAAAAAGUCAGAUUAAACUCCGGACGUGUUUUGGAACCGUUUUAAACAGUCAUUAGUCCUUUGGGAUUUUUAGGUGUUUUAGAAGUGUACACUGUCGAACUGAUUAACCAGAAAUCUGCAACUGCAUUAAGCGCUUAUAAUCCAUAGCAAGCGAUCAAUAACAAAAAGUCCCACCGAGGUGACGUUAAGAUGUGACGACAGACUAAAAGCAUAAUCAUAACUAUGUUUUUUAUGGAACGCCGAAUCGUUCAAUAUUUAAAAGCUGUAACAAAACACCACACUGUCCAUUUACUAGUCGGAAAACGAAACUCUAUCAGUAUAUAUUCUCUUCCCCUCGAGUAGCUAUCGCAAUUUUUCAACCUUUACUCUUUGGAUCGUAGGAAAAUUUUAACCUUCACUACCAAAAGCAGAAAGUAGAACAAAUUUCAUCCAGUAUCAUCAACAGUUCGCGUAGUUGAAACCGAAAGGAUCAACCAAAUGCAUCUUCAAUCACUCACACAGUAUUUGCAGGUUAAUAUUUCAAUCGUACAGCUUAUAAUUGCAAUCGGAAAUAGCAGCUGGACGAAACGAUUAGUGUAGGAGUUCUGUAAAAAGAAAAUCAUCAUCAUACAUCAUGCGAAUAACGUAACGCGCGCUAUGACUAACUUUUACACGCAACAAACAAAGAAUGUCGCUGGAAAUGUAUUCAAAUUGCAUUGUAUUUAGAUUGUAGGAUAUUUGUAAGCAUAUUCUUCGAUUAAGUGCGCUACUACACGAUAAUAACAGUUUACACUAGAAGCUCUAAGUAUAAGCAGUAGACCAAAACGAAGCAAACUCGAAUAAAUACAAAGGAACAAUAAUAAUAGUAAUUAUUAGUGACGGAUGGGGAUUCAUGGCAAAUCAUG
Ochlerotatus camptorhynchus is the source of this 4594-nucleotide messenger RNA. It is a transcript of the gene mthl1, whose product is annotated as methuselah-like 1. Lineage: Eukaryota; Metazoa; Arthropoda; Insecta; Diptera; Culicidae. Gene Ontology annotation, biological process: cell surface receptor signaling pathway; G protein-coupled receptor signaling pathway. The transcript is spliced from 8 exons. Bases 1008 to 2834 code for a protein of 608 amino acids. Gene Ontology annotation, molecular function: G protein-coupled receptor activity. Gene Ontology annotation, cellular component: membrane. The record is from RefSeq and is a predicted model, not a curated record.